AUGGAUAGCCAUUGGUGUUUCCCAUCGCGCUACCUGCAGAAAACCGCACCUUCUCGGAAGGUGGUGUCGAUCCCGGUCCAAUUCGUCGGGUCGGGCGGGCGGAGUAGGUCGGACUCGGCCGUGAAGAUCCAGAAGGCGUUCCGGGGGUUCCUGGUGAGGAGGAGCGUAAGGAAGAUCGCGGAGAUAAGGCGCGAGGUCGAGGAGAUGGAGAGGAAGGUUUCGGAGGAGUCGACAGUGGAGUCGAUUCGGUGCGAUUCGAAGGAGAGGCUGAGGGUGAACGAGGCGCUGAUGAGUUUGCUCUUCCGGUUGGACUCGGUGAGAGGCGUGGACUCGGCGGUUAGGGAUUGCCGGAAGGCCGUGAUCAGAAGGGCGAUCAUGUUGCAGGAGCUUGUGGACGCGAUCGUCGCCGGCGUCGGGGAACAAACCCUAGGUUCGACCGGUGGAGGCGCUUCCGAGGCCGGUAAAGAAAUUGCCGGAGCUGUUGAUCAAACCCUAGAAGCUCCGAAAGUGGAUGAUGGAGAAUUGCGAGGUAAAGCCUCUGAGACAGAAAUUUCUGCUGCUGAUUUAGUCGAUAAUUGCUGCGAUGCGCAUGAGAAUUGGGGAAGUUUGGAGGAGUCGGAGACUCAUGUUGUCGAUUCCAUACCUAAUUCCUUUGAGUCUAUGCCUAAUUUUAGUGAGGCUAAUGAUAAACAUUGUGAGAAUUCGGAGAAGGUGGAUUUGGGUGGAGUUGACGAAGUGGGUGUCGAAACGAAGGCGAAUGGAAGUGAAGAAAUUGCUGAGAGCGUGGGGAUGAGUCAGAGUGAGUCUGGGUCCUCUGCGGAUCCUGAUAGUUUGGUUGAAGGAGUUGAAGAAAAUUCAACGAAGCAAGAGGAGGAGGGAAUGGAGAUUGUUGGACCUGAGAGAAAAGAAGAAGUGGGUGGUGAUGGGGGAAGAGAGGAGAGCAAGAAAGGCAGCGAAGUUCUGGAGAGGAUGAUGGAAGAUAAUGAGAGAAUGAUGGGUUUGAUGACGGAGCUCUUGGAGAAGAAUGAGAUGCAGACUCGAUUGCUGAGCUCGCUGUCUCAUCGGGUGGAGCAGCUGGAGAGGGCUUUCAUGUGUGAGAAGUUGAGGAGGAAGAAGAAGAAGAGGCACGCAUUUGGGGCCGUAGAUGGCCUAGAAAAAUUGCCCGAUACAAGGAAGUCCGGUAAGAGAUAG
Messenger RNA from Corylus avellana, 1191 nucleotides. RefSeq lists its product as uncharacterized. NCBI's taxonomy places the organism in Eukaryota, Viridiplantae, Streptophyta, Magnoliopsida, Fagales, Betulaceae. The record is from RefSeq and is a predicted model, not a curated record. Gene Ontology annotation, biological process: protein folding. Gene Ontology annotation, molecular function: protein-folding chaperone binding. Gene Ontology annotation, cellular component: plasmodesma.